Messenger RNA from Pipistrellus nathusii (Nathusius's pipistrelle), 567 nucleotides. Lineage: Eukaryota; Metazoa; Chordata; Mammalia; Chiroptera; Vespertilionidae. The record is from the annotation of a GenBank genome assembly.
AUGGGAGUCGACAUCCGCCACAACAAAGACCGCAAGGUUCGGCGCAAGGAGCCCAAGAGCCAGGACAUCUACCUGAGGCUGUUGGUCAAGCUGUACAGGUUUCUGGCCAGAAGAACCAACUCCACUUUCAACCAAGUGGUGCUCAAGAGGUUGUUCAUGAGUCGCACCAACCGGCCUCCGCUGUCCCUUUCCCGGAUGAUCCGCAAGAUGAAGCUUCCUGGCCGGGAGGGCAAGACCGCCGUGGUUGUAGGGACGAUCACUGAUGACGUGAGAAUCCAGGAGGUGCCCAAACUGAAGGUGUGUGCCCUUCGCGUGAGCAGCCGUGCCCGGAGCCGCAUCCUCAAGGCUGGGGGCAAGAUUCUCACCUUCGACCAGCUGGCCCUGGACUCCCCCAAGGGCUGUGGCACUGUCCUGCUUUCUGGUCCUCGCAAGGGCCGAGAGGUGUACAGGCAUUUCGGCAAGGCCCCAGGAACCCCCCACAGCCACACCAAACCCUACGUGCGAUCCAAGGGCCGGAAGUUCGAGCGGGCAAGAGGCCGCCGGGCCAGCCGCGGCUACAAAAACUAA